Molecule: messenger RNA, 819 nt
Organism: Penicillium nucicola
Lineage: Eukaryota; Fungi; Ascomycota; Eurotiomycetes; Eurotiales; Aspergillaceae
Exons: 3
Coding region: 1-819 (272 amino acids)
Source: RefSeq, a predicted model, not a curated record
AUGAUACCCAACCGGUUCAACUCUCGAGCACUCUCUAUAAAAGACCUACUGCUGCCUCCAGAAUCUGCCACACAGCAGCAAUUGAACGUGGUGUCACCAGGAUCUACUGAAGAAGCCAUUGUGACUCGAAGCACGGAUCCUGAAGAAGUGAACACAUCCCCUUCCGCUAAUGUAGCUGAUGCGAAAAGAAUUCCUUGUCAAUGGGACUUUUCUGGCUCCACGGCCGCAGCUCGUAAGCGGAAAUAUCAGGCUCAGGCAUCACAAAGACAUCGCGAUCAAAUCAAGCAGAAGCAGAGCUUGAUGGCCAAUGUCGCUGCCUACUCGGGCGAGGUUGACAAGCUUUCGUAUUUGGUGUCACAGCAAAGAGCGCAAUUGCAUAUGCUGAAUAAUUUCAAAGAACUUGUGUGGGCCAAGGAUACAGAUCGUGCCCUGGCAUUUCUCGGUCGUCAUCCACAGGUACUUCCCAUCUAUGUUCUUGAACUCCAACAUCGGCUCAUCCCCUCCAUAGCCGCUCCUGUUAGAUUCUCCUACCUUGCCUCAAUGCCGUGGAGCAACCCUUGCAUGGAUUUUGAAGUGCAAUUCUACGACGGAACAGCAGGGCAGGUGAGAUGGCAAGUGAAAGUGCCAUUGCGGUUGCAGGCUGCGCCCGAUUUCCAAAUCCAGGAGGAAGAAGAAAAAGCCGAGUUUGCUAAGAGUCUGUUGCCUACGGUAGAGUGGGUGUUCUUCGAAAGUUUGAAUAUCGCCAAAGAAAAUUCUAUGCAGUUGGUUCCGGAUAGGAUGAACACGAGUUUGGUUAUUCUAGAGAAUGCGGUGUUUUAA